This is a messenger RNA of Penicillium verrucosum, 390 nucleotides long. RefSeq lists its product as uncharacterized. The transcript has 2 exons. Lineage: Eukaryota; Fungi; Ascomycota; Eurotiomycetes; Eurotiales; Aspergillaceae. Gene Ontology annotation, biological process: protein autophosphorylation. Gene Ontology annotation, molecular function: histidine phosphotransfer kinase activity; phosphorelay sensor kinase activity. Bases 1 to 390 code for a protein of 129 amino acids. The record is from RefSeq and is a predicted model, not a curated record.
AUGCUCACCAACGUAGUCAAGUUCACCGAGAUUGGUUAUGUUCGAGUUCAUGAUGCUUAUACUAUCGACGAAAAGGAUCCUGAUAUGUAUGUGAUCUCCACGCAGGUAGUGGAUACUGGUAUUGGCGUACCUGAAGAUGUCAUAGGCACCCUCCUCACCCCUUUCACGCGAUUCGCGGACACGGCCGGUAUUGGCCUUGGUCUGUCGAUAUGUAAGAGCCUGGCUGGAUUGAUGGACGGAACGGUUGGAUCCUAUGCCAACCCCGACGAUCCUGGUAGUGUGUUCUGGAUGACAGCUAGGAUGGCUCGCCUCACUUCGCUAGUGUCUCCAGUGAAAUCGAAGUUGCAACCGGGUACAAUUAAGGCGUUGGACAGUUCCGCCUCGCUCUAG